Lipotes vexillifer (Yangtze River dolphin) is the source of this 1322-nucleotide messenger RNA. RefSeq names its product POU class 2 homeobox 3 (gene POU2F3). Gene Ontology annotation, molecular function: RNA polymerase II cis-regulatory region sequence-specific DNA binding; DNA-binding transcription factor activity, RNA polymerase II-specific. Bases 186 to 1322 code for a protein of 378 amino acids. The record is from RefSeq and is a predicted model, not a curated record. Gene Ontology annotation, cellular component: nucleus. NCBI's taxonomy places the organism in Eukaryota, Metazoa, Chordata, Mammalia, Artiodactyla, Lipotidae. The transcript has 13 exons. Gene Ontology annotation, biological process: regulation of transcription by RNA polymerase II.
AUGGUGAAUCUGGAACCCAUGCACCCAGAUAUCAAGAUGAGUGGGGACACGGCACAUUCUACAGUUGCUCGAAGUGCUCUCAGCCAGGUGGAGACAGGAAAUGAUCGAAACGGCUUAGAUUUCAACAGGCAGAUUAAAACCGAGGACCUCAGUGACUCUCUGCAGCAGACCCUCUCUCAUCGGCCAUGCCACCUGAGUCAAGGACCUGCCAUGAUGCCUGGAAACCAAAUGUCUGGGGUAAAUGGCAGCCCGAGUUGGGAAGCCCCGAUGACAUGGCUUCCCUCCACCCGCUCCAGCAGCUUGUGCUGGUUCCCGGACACCUACAGUCUGUCUCCCAGUUCCUGCUAUCUCAGACCCAGCCUGGGCAGCAAGGUCUGCAGUCAAAUCUUCUCGCCUUUCCACAGCAGCAAAGCUCUCUCCUCCUCCCACAGACGGGGCCUGGCCUGGCUUCCCAGGCAGUUGGGUGCCCUGGGGUGCCAGGAUCCUCUUUAGAACCGCAUCUGGAAGCAUCCCAGCAUCUCCCAGUCCCCAAGCAUCUCCCCAGCUCUGGAGGAGCUGAUGAGCCCAGUGACCUGGAGGAGCUGGAGAAGUUUGCCAAGACCUUCAAGCAGAGGCGCAUUAAGCUGGGCUUCACACAGGGAGACGUGGGUCUGGCGAUGGGAAAGCUGUACGGCAACGACUUCAGCCAGACUACCAUCUCCAGAUUUGAGGCUCUAAAUCUGAGCUUCAAGAACAUGUGCAAGCUCAAGCCGCUGCUGGAGAAGUGGCUGAAUGAUGCAGAAUCCUCUGCAUCAGACCCCUCCGUGAGCACCCCCAGCUCUUACCCCACCCUCAGUGAAGUGUUCGGGAGGAAGAGGAGGAAGCGGACCAGCAUCGAGACCAGCGUCCGCCUGACUCUGGAGAAGAGAUUUCAAGAUAACCCCAAACCCAGCUCAGAGGAGAUCUCCAUGAUUGCAGAGCAGUUGUCCAUGGAGAAGGAGGUGGUGAGGGUCUGGUUCUGCAACCGCCGCCAAAAGGAGAAGCGAAUCAACUGCCCUGUGGCCACACCCAUCAAAUCACCCAUGUACAGUUCCCGGCUGGUGUCUCCCUCUGGGUCUCUGGGGCCCCUCUCUGUCCCUCCUGUCCACAGCACCAUGCCUGGAACAGUAACGUCAUCCUGCCCCUCUGAGAACAACAGCAGGCCUUCGUCUCCUGGCCCAGGACUCCACGCCAGCAGCCCUACUGCAUCUCAGAAUAACUCCAAAGCGGCUGUGAACUCCUCCACCAGUUUUAACUCUUCAGGAUCUUGGUACCGAUGGAAUCAUCCCACCUACCUCCACUGA